Molecule: messenger RNA, 5157 nt
Organism: Arctia plantaginis
Lineage: Eukaryota; Metazoa; Arthropoda; Insecta; Lepidoptera; Erebidae
Source: the annotation of a GenBank genome assembly
AUGCAAACCAACUUGAAAACGAAAGAAAUGUUUAUAGUCAGAGCGCUAGAAAAAAUACUGGCGGAUAAGGACAUAAAACGGUCCUACCACAGCCAGUUGAAGAAGUCCUGCGAGGUCGCAUUAGAGGAAAUCAAAACUGAACUCAAAAAUGGAGGUCAAUUGGAGGCUACAGAGAGCCCUACCUCAGGAACUCUUCCUUUACCAAAAAAUGAUGCUUCAAAUAUCAUCACAGCAGAGAAAUACUUCUUACCAUUUGAGUUGGCAUGUCAGAGUAAAGCAUCCAGGAUAGUUGUGACAGCACUAGACUGUCUGCAAAAACUGAUUGCCUAUGGUCAUCUUACAGGAAAUAUUCCCGAUUCAACCACUCCCAGAAAGCUGCUAAUCGAUCGAAUAGUUGAAACUAUAUGCAGUUGUUUCACUGGGCCUCAGACUGAUGAAGGAGUCCAACUACAAAUAAUAAAAGCUUUAUUGACAGUUAUCACAAGUCAACAUGUUGAAGUUCAUGAAGGCACAGUACUUCUUGCUGUCAGAACAUGUUACAACAUCUACCUUGCAAGUAAAAAUCUUAUCAAUCAAACAACGGCCAGGGCAACAUUGACACAAAUGCUUAAUGUCAUAUUCACGAAAAUGGAGAAUCAGGCUAUUGAAUGUGAAACAAAUGGUAAUAGUAGUGACAAUAAUCAUACAGAAAUACCACACAAAAUGCCAAAUGGGAAUAUCGUUUCUGCUCACACACAAAACAAUACAAAUGAAGAAAAAGAAGUUGAACAAACUCAAGUUGAGCAAGUUGAUGAAGUAUUAGAAGCAAAAACAAUUGCAAAACAAAUUGUAGAUUCAGUCAUAGACACUGCCAUCAGUAUUGCUACAAAGACAACCAAGGAGCCAUCGGAAGUUUCGAAUGGUCCGGACAACAAUGAAAAUCCUACUGAUUCUCAAGACAGUGGAAGUGUGUCUCAGGAAAGCAAUGGACAAGUGCCUACUGAACCUACCAUGACUAGGAUACCUUCCCAAGAAAGUGUAGAUGUAGCUUCUGAAAAUGACAAUUCAGUCACAGCAAAGUUCACUCACGUUUUACAAAAAGACGCUUUCCUAGUAUUCAGAGCUCUCUGCAAACUGUCUAUGAAGCCUCUUCCUGAAGGAACCCCAGAUCCUAAAUCUCACGAAUUGCGAUCUAAAAUUCUAUCUCUUCAUCUUCUACUGUCCAUUCUCCAAAAUGCAGGUCCAGUAUUUAGAAAUAAUGAGAUGUUUAUUACAGCUAUUAAGCAAUAUCUUUGCGUGGCACUUUCGAAGAAUGGUGUCAGCUCAGUACCAGAAGUAUUUGAACUCUCAUUAGCUAUUUUCUUAGCCCUUCUUCAGAACUUUAAGGUUCACCUGAAAAAACAGAUUGAAGUAUUUUUCAAGGAAAUCUUUAUGAAUAUUUUAGAGACGUCGAGCUCCUCAUUUGAACACAAAUGGAUGGUAAUCCAAGCUCUAACUAGGAUUUGUGGCGACGCGCAAAGUGUCGUAGACAUUUAUGUAAAUUACGAUUGCGACUUAUCGGCUGCUAAUCUUUUCCAACGGCUAGUUAAUGACGUUUCGAAAAUUGCCCAAGGAAGGCAAGCAUUAGAAUUAGGUGCCACACCGAACCAAGAAAAGUCCAUGCGCAUCCGUGGAUUAGAGUGCUUAGUGUCAAUACUAAAGUGUAUGGUGGAAUGGAGCAAAGAACUUUAUAUAAAUCCAAAUCUACAAACUACCUUAGGUGAGAGAACAGCCAAAGAAGAUAUUGACCAUCACAGUAUCAAAUCUCAUGGAGGAUCAAGCUUAAGUCUGGUUUCCACUGGGUCUAGCAAUAUUGGAAACAGGGAAACUCUAGAUUCUCCUGAACAAUUUGAAGUUUUGAAGCAACAGAAAGAAGUUUGGGAAACUGGUAUUGAUUUAUUCAAUAGAAAACCAAAAAGAGGAGUUGCUUUCUUACAAGAACAAGCACUAUUAGGAACAUCCACUAAGGAAAUAGCUGAAUGGUUACUGACCGAUGAAAGGCUUGACAAAACUUUUGUUGGAGAGUAUUUAGGAGAAAAUGACGAUCAUUCCAAAGAAGUCAUGUAUUCUUACGUAGACUCUAUGAAUUUCAGUAACAUGGAUAUAGUGGCGGCGUUACGAUAUUUCUUAGAAGGGUUCAGGCUUCCAGGUGAAGCUCAAAAAAUCGACAGGCUAAUGGAAAAAUUCGCAUCGCGUUACUGUGAAUGUAAUCCGAACAACACGCUAUUUAUGAGCGCCGACACUGUUUAUGUAUUAGCAUUUUCCAUAAUAAUGUUAACGACGGAUUUGCAUUCGCCGCAAGUCAAGAAUAAGAUGACAAAGGAACAAUACAUUAAAUUGAAUAGCGGCAUUAGUGAUAACAAUGACUUGCCACGUGAAUACCUCUCGACAAUAUACGACGAAAUCGCCGGCCAUGAAAUUAAAAUGAAAAACACUUCAAAACCGGGCAAACACAUGAUAGCUAACGAGAAAAAGCGAAAAUUAAUCUGGAACAUGGAAAUGGAGACUAUAUCUACCGCUGCCAAGAAUUUGAUGGAAUCUGUGUCUCAUGUACAAACACCUUUCACGACGGCUAAACAUGUAGAACAUGUACGACCUAUGUUCAAGAUGGCAUGGACGCCUUUCCUUGCAGCUUUCUCAGUUGGAUUGCAAGAUUGCGACGAUACUGAAAUUGCAUCACUGUGUUUGGACGGCAUCAGAUGCGCCAUCCGUAUCGCUUGCAUUUUCCACAUGUCACUUGAGAGAGACGCAUAUGUGCAAGCCCUCGCACGCUUUACGCUACUCACGGCAAACUCGCCUAUCACGGAAAUGAAGGCAAAGAAUAUUGACACCAUAAAAACAUUGAUCACGGUGGCACAUACAGACGGUAACUACUUAGGAACAAGUUGGUUAGAUGUAGUCAAAUGUAUCUCCCAGUUAGAAUUAGCACAGCUUAUAGGAACAGGUGUACGGCCACAGUUCUUAUCUGGUUCAGGUAUUAAGCCUCAACCAGACUCUUUGAAGUUUAGCCUAAUGUCAUUAGAUCCUAGCGUCAAGGAGCAUAUAGGGGAGACGAGCUCUCAAAGUGUCGUUGUAGCUGUAGAUAGAAUAUUCACUGGAUCUACAAGACUCGACGGUGAUGCUAUAGUUGACUUCGUUAAAGCUUUAUGCCAAGUAUCUUUAGAUGAAUUGAGCCAUCCUACAAAUCCUCGAAUGUUUUCAUUGCAGAAGAUAGUAGAAAUAUCGUACUACAACAUGGGCCGUAUAAGAUUGCAAUGGUCACGAAUAUGGCAAGUCCUCGGCGAUCACUUUAACAAAGUAGGGUGCAGUAGCAAUGAAGAUAUAGCAUUUUUUGCAGUCGAUUCUUUAAGACAACUGUCAAUGAAGUUUAUAGAAAAAGGCGAGUUCGCCAACUUUAAAUUCCAAAAAGAUUUCUUAAGACCAUUUGAACACAUAAUGAAGAAAAACAGCUCACCAACAAUAAGAGAUAUGGUAGUUCGUUGUAUCGCUCAGAUGGUCAAUUCACAAGCUCCUAAUAUCAGAUCAGGUUGGAAGAAUAUAUUUUCAGUAUUCCAUUUAGCUGCAAGCGAUCAAGAUGAAGCUAUUGUUGAUUUAGCAUUCCAAACUACAGGUAAAAUAAUAUCUGAAUUGUACGACAGACAAUUUCCAGCGAUGAUAGACUCUUUUCAAGAUGCAGUCAAAUGUUUAUCGGAAUUCGCUUGCAAUGCGAAGUUCCCAGAUACUUCCAUGGAAGCUAUAAGACUCGUAAGGUCUUGCGCUACAGCAGUCGGAGCAUCCCCGCAACUGUUUGCGGAACACGCAGGACUUGAAGGAGAGCCAGGGGCGCCCGAAGAGGACAGAGUUUGGCUUCGAGGAUGGUUUCCUCUACUCUUCUCCCUGUCGUGUGUAGUUAGUCGCUGUAAGCUAGAUGUCCGCACGCGAGGUCUGACUGUUCUAUUUGAGAUUAUAAAAACUCAUGGUGAUUCAUUCCGUCCGCAUUGGUGGAGAGAUUUAUUCAAUAUACUGUUCAGAAUUUUUGACAACAUGAAGCUACCUGAACACCAGCUCGAAAAGAACGAGUGGAUGACUACAACAUGCAAUCACGCGUUGUACGCUAUUGUAGACGUUUUCACGCAAUACUUUGACAUUCUUGGAUCGUUACUUUUAGAACAGUUGUACGCUCAGCUGCACUGGUGCGUGCAACAGGAUAACGAACAACUCGCGAGGUCUGGCACCAACUGUGUAGAGAAUCUAGUCAUUUCGAACGGUACCAAGUUCAACGAAGACACGUGGAGUAAGACGUGCCAGAUCAUGUUAGACAUAUUCAACAGCACUUUACCUACUACGCUACUCACAUGGAAGCCAGACGAGAACGAAGAUGCAGAGGCUCCCCAUGUGCGCCAUGGGAUUCUAAAAAAACCACAAGGUGGUGCGGAUGAAGUAAAGUCUUCGAAUAGAGUUUUCAAUAGUCUCCUCAUUAAGUGUGUGGUACAGUUGGAGUUGAUACAGACGAUCGACAAUAUAGUAUUUUAUCCAGCAACGUCGCGAAAAGAAGACGCCGAGACUUUGGCUCUGGCGGCGGCAGAGCUGACUGGUGGAACGCCUGGCACAGAACAGGAAUGUCAGCGUGAAGAACAAGGCAUGUAUAGGCUUUUGAGCUCCCCACACUUGCUGCGACUGGUCGAAUGCCUUAUGUGCAGUCAUCGCUUCGCCAAGACGUUUAACACUAACAACGCACAGAGGAAUGUCUUAUGGAAAGCUAAUUUCAAAGGUUCUGUUAAACCAAAUAUGUUGAAACAGGAGACCCAAUCUUUGGCGUGUGUGCUGAGAAUACUUCUGAAAAUGUAUAGCGACGAAACGCGAAGGGAACACUGGCCAGCUGUCCAGAAAAGUUUGAUAAAUAUUUGCUGUGAAGCAUUGGAGUAUUUCGCCGGAGUAACGAGUGAAGCCCACAGAGAUGCUUGGACCUCGAUCCUGCUUCUCAUUCUCACAAGAAUACUUAAAAUGCCGGAUGAACGAUUUGCGGCACAUGUAUCCAGCUAUUACCCGUUACUCUGCGAGAUCACAUGCUUCGACCUGAAACCGGAGCUGCGCUCGGUGUUACGCCGAGUGUUCAUCCGCAUCGGCCCCGUCUUCAGCAUUGUGGCCAAACCGCAAUAA